AUGGGUAAUAGGCAAACAAAUUCAUAUUCCUAAGAAAAGCAAAAAAAUAAAGAAUAAAUGUAAAUAAAUUCUUAUUUAUAUUUGUAGAUUAAAAGAAGGAUAAAAAAUUGAGGAGGGAAAUUCAAUUUAUGAAGAUUAUGUUUGGGAUUGUUAUAAUUCUCGUUUUUUAAAAACUUAAUUCUAUAUUAAUAUAACUUCUAAUUAAGAAAUCAAAUAUACAAAUAUUGAAGGAUCAAUUCUUAGAAUGUAAGUUUUAUUCAACUUAAUUAAAGAGAUUAUAUUAAAGACACUUCAAAAAAACCAGAAAUAUUAACUAAAUUAGAGUAGAUUAAAUAUCUUAAUUGGUAAGGAGAAUAUGGAGAGAAUUCAAAGAAAGUUGGAAAGUGGACUAUUACUUGGAAGGGAGAAAUUUUGGAAAAUGUUGGUGGAUGGUACUCGGAAAAAGAUAAUGGAUAAAAGGUAGGAUUAUGGAAAGAAUUAAUAAAGAAUUAUUGGAGGUGUGUUUUAAUUUAAAAUUUAGUAAAGCUUAAGUCUAUGAAAUUGGAGAAUACUAAAAUGGUUACAGAAUAGGAUAAUGGAAAUAUAUAUAUAAUAAUCAUUAAAUGUAAGAGUUAUUUUUAACAUAUUUUAUAGUGGGGGUGGAUUUUAUAAUGAAUCAGGUUAAAAAAUUGGAAAAUGGAUUGAUAUAAAUGAUAACUUUUGGGAGUAUAUGAUUAAUUUAUUAUAAAAUAGGCAAAGUUAUAUCACUCUUAGAGGUGAAUAUAAAAAUGGUAUUAAAGUAGGUUUGUGGAAUAUCUAUUAUAAUAAUAAUGUUGGAGAAUAAUAGACUUUUUUAAUGUAAAAUAUUAAUAGUUAAGGCUAUAAUUAUAGUGGAACUGGAUUAUUUGAUGAUCAAGAAAGAGGUACAAAGGUAGGAAAAUGGAUUGAAAUGAGAGAAGGAUCUUGGAGGUAAAUCUUAAUUUAGAAUACUAUUUAUUUAGAAGAAGUUUAAUAAUUCUUAUUGGCAACUAUAAAAAUUAAGAAAAAGUUGGUUUGUGGGAUACUUAUUAGUUUUGGGAUAAAAAUAUUAUCAAAAUGUAAAUUUUAUAAUAUUUAAUAUCUUAUACACAUAAUUAGUGGUAGUGGAAAUUAUGAUGAAAAUGGAGGUAAUAUUAAAGUAGGGAGAUGGAUUGAGUUGAAUGAUGGUUUUAGAAGGUAAAUGAAUAUUAUUAAAUAAUUAACAUUAGUGAUUAUUAAGUGAUAUUUAGAGGUGAAUAUUAUUGUGGUAAUAAAGUUGGUAGUUGGGAUACGCAAUGG
Paramecium primaurelia is the source of this 1296-nucleotide messenger RNA. The record is from the annotation of a GenBank genome assembly. Lineage: Eukaryota; Ciliophora; Oligohymenophorea; Peniculida; Parameciidae.